Exophiala viscosa is the source of this 2149-nucleotide messenger RNA. Its product is annotated as translation initiation factor eIF-3 subunit P62. NCBI's taxonomy places the organism in Eukaryota, Fungi, Ascomycota, Eurotiomycetes, Chaetothyriales, Herpotrichiellaceae. The transcript is spliced from 2 exons. Bases 327 to 2096 code for a protein of 589 amino acids. Gene Ontology annotation, biological process: tRNA methylation. Gene Ontology annotation, cellular component: nucleus; tRNA (m1A) methyltransferase complex. The record is from RefSeq and is a predicted model, not a curated record.
CGUCAGAGUACAUCAAUAAUCCAUGCGCAAUUGGUACACCACGUAGUUUUCCUUGACCUGGAAAGUUGCCUUGCCUGACGUCCGGUAUGGUGGAGUUGGACCACCCAUUGCGCAAUUCCACAACUGGGUGACUGGUUUACCGUAGGCAACCACUGGAAUACUUCUACGGUGGGACACUGCCCGAUCUGGCGACAUAAUGGAUUCACCACUUCAUAAAAUUUAUAUUGACAAAAUAUGGUCUGGUUGAAAGCAGACUUGCCUUGGGGGCUUUUGACAAAAAUACGAUGAACUUCGUCUUAUAAUACGAUUGAGCAUAAUCCGGCACAAUGCCGUUUCAAACCAUCCAGCCAUUCCAAUAUGUGGCUCUUCGGCUACCGUCCGAUCAGACAAAAGUCGAACAAAUCCUCCCAAAUUCUCUCAUAAAUCUUGGAAAAUAUGGUUCUUUUCGUACCAACCAGAUCAUCGGUCGUCCCUACCAUCUAACAUUUGAGAUCCUGGAUCGACCAGAUGUCCAUGACGGUAGAGAAUUGAGAGUUGUCCCAGCAGCCGAAUUACACGCUGUGACUUUGAUGGAGACAGCAGAGACCGAAGAUGCGUCACCUCCAGCAGUAGAGGAAGCGGCAGGGCAGCCCACAUCAAAGUCCAACGUCAAUACUUAUGACGAUCCUUCAAAUCAGAAACUCACCAUGGCGGAGAUCGAAGCUCUUAAGCAGAGCGACAUGGGUAGCGGCAAGGAACUGAUCGAGAAGAUCAUGCAGUCUCACACCACACUCGACCAGAAAACAGCAUUCUCAUUAGCGAAGUACACUCUCCGCAAGCACAAAAAAUACAUGAAGCGAUUCUGCGUACUGCCUCUCGAUGUACCGACGUUAGUCGACUGGAUGAUGGCAGACCGCGACUUUGCCAAGGUCAUGGAAAUGCGCAACGAGGCUGUUGGUCUUGUAGGAUCCUGGGCGAACGUACAUGCCAGCGGGCAAGACCCUACACAGGCAGACACAGACUCCUUAUCCCGGUAUCUGGUCGUCGACGAUACAGGCGGCCUGGCGGUUGCCGCUAUGGCCGAAAGAAUGGGCAUCCUUCACCAAGCGGAACUUGGAGAUAACGCUGCAAAUAGCGACGAUGACGGGGAGGCCGAAGCUGCACCCGAACAAGCAGAAGCCGUACUACCACACAAACCACAGAGGCAGCAAUACAAACCCACGGCAAUGAGCGCCAAAUCAAAUACCAUCACCCUCCUCCACGCCAACCAGCAACCCAACCUGGGCCUACUCCGCUACUUCAACUUCGACUCAAACAACCCGACCCCGUCACAUCCUCUGUACAAGAACCUGAAAACCUUAUCCUGGCUGCAACUCCUCGAUCCCGAAGCCGACACCACAUACCAAGAACCAGAAGUCAUACCAGCUGAAGAACUCGCCAAAGCCAAGUCCAACCGUAGAAGCGCAUACUACCGUAAGCGAAGGCGGUGGGAACGAACCAAGAAUAUCGUCGAUGAGACACGACAAGGCGGCUUCAACGGCUUGGUAGUCACAAGCUUCACAGACCCAGUAUCGAUUCUACGACAUCUAGUCCCAAUGGUCGCGGGUGGUGGGCAGGUCGUGGUGUAUUCUCCCAACGUCGAGCCCCUUACAAGAUUGGCAGACUACUAUUCAACAGCAAGACGGACGGCGUAUAUCAACACGCCAGAAGAGCAGCGCACUUCUGAAGACUUUCCUGUCGAUCCGACCCUCCUUCUUGUGCCGACUGUGCAAACUGCCCGGGUUAGGAAAUGGCAGGUCCUGCCCGGAAGGACACAUCCGCUUAUGACUAGCCGGGGUGGUGCGGAGGGUUACAUUUUCGUGGGAAUAAGGGUGAUACCUGCCGAAGGAAAGGUCGAGGCCAGAGGACGCCCGCCGCGAGGUAAGAAAAACAAGAACGAAACAGCUGCAUCCACACCGGCACCUGCGACCCCAACGCCAGCGGAGGACAUCCCACCAGAGUCUCCGCUCAAGAAACAGAAGACCGAGCCGCAGAAUGAUGCACUUGCGGCGCCGGAGACAGCCUUGGAGACAGUAAAACAGGAACCAGAGGACGUCGACAUGAAAACAGAGACAUAGUGCUGCCUGAAUCAUGUAUCGGCCUCGAGGUCAAAACCUAACCUGGUAUUCUU